This is a messenger RNA of Galleria mellonella (greater wax moth), 820 nucleotides long. RefSeq names its product eukaryotic translation initiation factor 4E1-like. The transcript has 5 exons. The coding region runs from base 155 to 730 and encodes 191 amino acids. NCBI's taxonomy places the organism in Eukaryota, Metazoa, Arthropoda, Insecta, Lepidoptera, Pyralidae. The record is from RefSeq and is a predicted model, not a curated record. Gene Ontology annotation, biological process: translational initiation. Gene Ontology annotation, cellular component: eukaryotic translation initiation factor 4F complex; cytoplasm. Gene Ontology annotation, molecular function: translation initiation factor activity; RNA 7-methylguanosine cap binding.
CUGAUUGCGAUCGCUUGGGACUUUCAUAAUAUGACAAAUUGAAACAGUUAUCUUUCGUCAUUUAUUAGUAAAUUAUUUAUUAGUUUUUAUAUAAGUUAAGGUUUUCAGUUUUAAUUUUUUUUAUUUCGUAAUAAAGUGGGUAGGACAGUUUAAAAUGGCGCAAAAUAUAAGCGUAGAUUUAAAGGAUGAUGCGUCUGCAGUUGUUCCGAUGGUGCCUGAAAUGGUCAGUAUCAAACAUCCUCUCGAGCGACCGUGGAGCAUCUGGUAUAAUUCUAAUGAUAAAAAGAAUUGGGAGGAUUGUCUUAUAGAACUCACUACGUUUGACACCGUGGAAGACUAUUGGUGCCUUUAUCACCAUAUGUUGCUACCAUCAGAACUCCGUCAAGGUCAAGAUUAUGCAGUAUUUAAACAAGGCGUCCGCCCUAUGUGGGAAGACUCGAAUAACGUAUCCGGCGGUCGUUGGGUCAUUAUGGCUGAAAAUUUGCACCAUUUAAACGCCAUUUGGUUAGAUAUUGUUCUCCUUUUGAUUGGGGAAAAUUUUGAAAAUAUGGAUAUGAUUUCUGGUGUUAUAGUUAAUGUCAGAUUUCGAAGUAAAGUCGUCAUUUGGACAACAAAUAAGUCGAGGGAGGAAAACAUUAAAAUUGCUAAGAAAGUGAAAAAUACUAUCGCAAUUCGUCGAAAGUUCGAUUUUCAAGCACACAAUGCUUCAAAAAUAUUGUUCAGUUUGUAGUUGCUUGUUUCAUAAACAAUUGUUAGUGUUUUAGCUGUGUUUUGCUUUCUUUUAAAUAUUUUAAAUAAAAGACAUUGACAGCUAGAAAAA